Molecule: messenger RNA, 3679 nt
Organism: Orbicella faveolata
Lineage: Eukaryota; Metazoa; Cnidaria; Anthozoa; Scleractinia; Merulinidae
Product: sialate O-acetylesterase-like
Biological process (GO): carbohydrate metabolic process
Molecular function (GO): sialate O-acetylesterase activity
Source: RefSeq, a predicted model, not a curated record
GUUAUUCCCUAUGUGCACUGGUACACAACCAAAGUUAGUGAUCUCUCCCAAAGUGCAGUGUUCAUUUUAGAUCAUAAUAAUAUUAUAUAACCACCGAUUAAGUUAUUAUUGAAAUCAGUCACAGUUCUCAAAUCACUUUCUGUUGUUCGACAAAGAAAAGUCGUUCCCAACCCUCUUGGUUCGCGCGGCAUUUUGAAUGACGCAUUCUCAUCCGGGCCUUGGCUAAGAGGAGCGAAAAGGGCUAUGGGGACGAGAAUGUGAAUGACAGUCACGAGUUUUGUUCACUUGCGUUACUUAUUGAUGCACUGCAAGACCUCCCACUUCUAAGCAUGUUUUCGUUUAAGCUGUGUUGGAUAGUUUUCGUGCUGGAUGCGACAUUGGCUUCGUAUAGAAGUGCCGAUUCUUUGAAUAAGAGGGUAAAUUCUUCCAGUGUCUUUCGUUUUGCAAACAUUUAUGGCGACCACAUGGUUCUACAGAUGAAACCCUUCAGCGCAAUGGUUUGGGGAUUCGGUCAAAUAGGCGAAAAAGUUGUCGUCCAGUUGGGGAGUGAAACUCAAACGACUGAGGUAGUCACAGGUCCUGAAGGGUCGGGCAUAUGGAAAGUUGCUUUAGAUUCUCAAGGUGCUGGUGGACCUCACACCAUAACAGCUACCUCAGUAGUGGAUGAUGUCGCAGAGACUAUAACACUGAAAGAUGUCUUGUUUGGUGAUGUUUGGGUUUGCAGUGGGCAAAGUAAUAUGGCAUUUACAGUUAGCCAGGUGAUAAAUGCUUCAAAGGCAAUUGAAGAGGCAAACAGUUACCCAGAAAUAAGAUUGUUUACAGCAUAUCAAAUAGAAUCAAGUACUCCUUUAUAUGAACUGAAAGAAGUCAAACAACCUUGGAGUGUAGCUUCAGCUGAAACUGUCAAUGGUGGUGCCUGGAACUAUUUCUCAGCUGUUUGUUGGUUUUAUGGUAAAAACCUUUAUGACCACUUUAAAAGACCUAUUGGAUUAAUUGCCACAUACUGGGGCGGCACCCCAGUUGAAGCUUGGUCCUCUCCAGAUGCUCUAAAGAAAUGCAACAUAACUGGAGAUAAAGUAGAUCACCUGUACUUGUCACCUGAAGAGGAGAAGUUCUUCAGCCCUAAUGAACACUCUGUAUUGUACAAUGCUAUGAUCCAUCCUCUCCUUAACAUGACCAUAUAUGGUGCAAUUUGGUAUCAAGGGGAAGCUAAUUCUCAUGAACCAUAUACAUACAACUGUACAUUUCCAGCCAUGAUUGAUGAUUGGCGAUCCAAGUGGUUUCAUGGCACAGAUGAACUCACAGCACCUGACUAUCCUUUUGGAUUUGUACAGUUGUCUGCCACUGGAAAUGAUUCAGUUGUUGCAGAUGGGUUUCCUGUUAUUCGCUGGGCUCAGACAGCCAACUAUGGUUAUGUUCCUAACCUCCGAGAACAAAAUGUGUUUAUGGCUGUUGCCAUGGAUUUGGGAAAUGCAUCAGCGCCAUAUGGCAGUAUUCACCCAAAUGAUAAACAAGAUGUCGGUUUCCGUUUGGCGCUUGCUGGACGAGCAGUUGCUUAUGGAGACAUUGAUGUAUAUUAUUCUGGGCCAAUUGUUUCUGAUGUCAUAUUUACUUCGGUGGCUAAUACAACAACUUGGAACACUACUGUGAAAUAUCAGCAUGAGAGUGUAGGUAAAGGAGGCAUUCAACUGAGAUCAGGACACGGAUUUGAGUACUACUGCACAUCGCUUGAACACGAGACACAAUCCAUGAUCACACAGGCCAAGAUUCUCUCGCGAGACUUCAACUCUGUAGGUUUGACUGGAGAAUGCCCUGCUCAGCAUGUUCUGAAAGGAUUGAGGUACGCGUGGUACACAAAGCCUUGUGAAUUCAAGAAAUGUGCUGUUUAUAGCAACGAGAAUGAGCUUCCAGGACCUCCGUUCACGUGGAAUGCACCGGUCUACAUACUUAAUCUAGUGUAUUUGUUAAUUAGUAUGUAUUUUGUGUUGAGGUACUUGUCACCUGAAGAGGAGAAGUUCUUCAGCCCUAAUGAACACUCUGUAUUGUACAAUGCUAUGAUCCAUCCUCUCCUUAACAUGACCAUAUAUGGUGCAAUUUGGUAUCAAGGGGAAGCUAAUUCUCAUGAACCAUAUACAUACAACUGUACAUUUCCAGCCAUGAUUGAUGAUUGGCGAUCCAAGUGGUUUCAUGGCACAGAUGAACUCACAGCACCUGACUAUCCUUUUGGAUUUGUACAGUUGUCUGCCACUGGAAAUGAUUCAGUUGUUGCAGAUGGGUUUCCUGUUAUUCGCUGGGCUCAGACAGCCAACUAUGGUUAUGUUCCUAACCUCCGAGAACAAAAUGUGUUUAUGGCUGUUGCCAUGGAUUUGGGAAAUGCAUCAGCGCCAUAUGGCAGUAUUCACCCAAAUGAUAAACAAGAUGUCGGUUUCCGUUUGGCGCUUGCUGGACGAGCAGUUGCUUAUGGAGACAUUGAUGUAUAUUAUUCUGGGCCAAUUGUUUCUGAUGUCAUAUUUACUUCGGUGGCUAAUACAACAACUUGGAACACUACUGUGAAAUAUCAGCAUGAGAGUGUAGGUAAAGGAGGCAUUCAACUGAGAUCAGGACACGGAUUUGAGUACUACUGCACAUCGCUUGAACACGAGACACAAUCCAUGAUCACACAGGCCAAGAUUCUCUCGCGAGACUUCAACUCUGUAGGUUUGACUGGAGAAUGCCCUGCUCAGCAUGUUCUGAAAGGAUUGAGGUACGCGUGGUACACAAAGCCUUGUGAAUUCAAGAAAUGUGCUGUUUAUAGCAACGAGAAUGAGCUUCCAGGACCUCCGUUCACGUGGAAUGCACCGGUCAACUGAGUUACACAAGGAGUGCGCAAGAUCAGUGUCGAUGGUGAUUUUUGUUUAAUUGAAUGUAAACUUUUCUAGGACGGUUAUUAGGUGAGAAAAGAGACUUUUUAAUCUAUGUUUUCAGUGACGAACAACUGCACCAUUGUUACGAUCCAAGAUCAAGACAAGCAAAACAACACAGUUUACAUAAUUGUAGAUUAUUAGUAUAUAGCUGCACUGGUAUCUUUGAAAGAAUAAAUAAUCUCCAAGAAGUUAUCAAGUAAACGACUGUAAUAUAGUCGAUAAAAGUGCCGUUUUUUGUCACUGACUUGUAUAUUCUAGCAAGACGUUGACGUCGACUAUGUCAUCUCUUGACUACAUUUACUCAAUUUUUAAACAAACGUCUGUAAUUCCUGUUUUAAUGUAGUAUACUUAGUGCAAACUAUCAAAUUACACAUAACUACAAUGCAAUAUACAAGAGAACAGAAAGAAAUUAACCCAUAAUCCCUAGGAAACCCCUUCAGCUUCGAGAGUCGAUUGAUCAUCCUGAAGUUGAUUUCAGAUCUGAAGAACAUACUGGGCAGCUUUCUGUCUCUCCCUAGCCCUACUUGCGGGUUCAGGUUAUAAUGUGGGCUGCAAUGGGACGCCUGACACGAGGCCAAAACUCGCGCGUGCUUAUUACGUUUUUCCUAAUCGAGUGUGAAGGGAAUCCUUGUACUGUGUUCUUGAUCUUAGAACUUCUUGCCACUAACCACUGUCUUUCACCCGUUUUGAGUGUUAAGUGCAUAGCUCGACAUGCUAUGUAACCUGGCCUACGUCAAAAAUGUAAGCACAACUGACUUCUUUAUGGUCGAACUCGA